Molecule: messenger RNA, 5576 nt
Organism: Lates calcarifer (barramundi perch)
Lineage: Eukaryota; Metazoa; Chordata; Actinopteri; Centropomidae
Gene: tecpr1a
Product: tectonin beta-propeller repeat containing 1a
Cellular component (GO): membrane
Source: RefSeq, a predicted model, not a curated record
ACAGCCAGUGGGAACACUUCCUGUUUCACACUGGAGAGAAAUUAAGAUGUGAAUAUCAGAGGGUAGGUUAUGAUUUAACCAGCUGUCCAUUCAUUUCCAGUCACCGAAUGAACAGCGGUGACACUCCUCCCUGCGCCGGUAGACGGUUUAUGAGAGGAAGCUCAAGGUCCCAGGUGCAGCCAUGCCCGUCUCCCUGCUGUGGGCGGUGGAUGUGUACGGGCGGGUCUACAGCCUGUCCACGGCGGGCCAGCAGUGGGAGCAUUGCCAUGACGCCCAGAUGGAGUUCAAGCGGGUGACGGCGGCUCAGCAGUGCUGCUGGGGCAUCGCCUGCGACAAUAACAUCUACCUGAACGUCCACGCUUCUGAUCUGCCCGUCCGCUACCAGGAGGAGACCUACGAGAACCAACGAUGGAAUCCUGUCGAUGGUUUCUCGGAGCGUUUGUUGCCAAGCGACCGCUGGCAGUGGAGUGAUGUCACGGGUCUGCAACACCAGCCUCUGGACAGUUUUCGACUUCCCUCUGACAGCUGGGAGUGGGAGGCCGACUGGUACAUUGAUGAAAACUUUGAGGGAGAGCCCACAGAGAAAGGGGGAUGGACCUAUGCCAUCGACUUCCCCGCCACCUACACCAAAGACAAGAAGUGGAACUCCUGUGUCCGUCGCAGGCGAUGGCUUCGCUACAGGAGGUACAAAGCCAUGGACACCUGGUCUAAGAUCCCCUCGCAGCAGACGACUCUACCAGAUCCCUUCAGCGACAUCAGCUGUGGAGGCUGGGAGAUCAGUGAGGAGCCCAGGGGCCGGCUGUCACUGUGGGCAGUGUCCCUGCAGGGCAAGGUGUGGUUCAGGGAGGGAAUCUAUCACCAAAACCCUGAGGGCUCUUUGUGGGAGGAGGUGUCUCUCCCCGGGGAGGUAGUCCAGAUCAGCUGUGGCCCAGGGGACCUGGUAUGGGCGGCGCUGUGGGAGGGGCAGCUCAUUGUCAGGGAGGGCAUUGGCCGAGAUUGCCCCAAAGGUACCUCCUGGGCUGUGGUGGACUCUCCCAGUCCUGAUGUGGGAGCCAUACAUGUAGCCGUGGGAGUCAAUGUGGUUUGGGCUGUGACCAAAGAUAAUAAAGUGUGGUUCAGACGUGGCGUGAACUCUCACAACCCCUGUGGCUCUGGCUGGAUCAGCAUGGUUGGAGAAAUGAUCAUGGUCAACGUAGGACUCAACGACCAGGUGUGGGGUAUCAGUUGCGAGGACCGGGCGGUGUACUUCAGACAGGGUGUGACCUCCAGUGAACUGAGCGGGAAAACCUGGAAGGUUAUCAGCGUUCCCCGAGAUGGAGAUCGAUCUCACUCCAGUGCCAGCGCAAACAGCCUGCAGAGUGCUGGAUAUUACUUCAGUGGUGAGGUGCGUGCUCAGUCAGUGGUGAGUGAUGUGGAAUCAGACACGGAGAAAGGAUCUACAGAUGGACCCGCCUGCCUCGUCACCUCUGCCUCCCCAGAGUCCUUUGUUGAUGCCCCGACAGAUCACACCUCUGACCAGCCCACUGACACCCCCAAAGCCCGCAUCCCCAAAGUCACCAGCGACAGCUUCAUCUCCGAACUCGUCUCUGAUCGAGAGCCCGCAAAGACCAUAAGAGAUGUCGGAUCUGCCGCUCCUGCUGUUCUGGAGGAGGAGACCAUCCCCGGAGAGGGAGAGGUCAAAGCUCCCUGCACCGACAGUAGCCUUUCCCCCACUCAGUCAGGAGGUCUCCUCGACCCCCAGUGGAGUAACGUGGACCUGGAGGAGGCGCAGGGUCAGCAGGCUCAGACUGCAGCGGAUGCUGAAUCAGCAGAUACUUGCAGCCUGUCAUCGGUGGCUACAUACACCCUUGCCAUGGAGGAUCCAUAUGGGGCAGAUGAGCACCCUCUGUGGGCGUGGGUCAGUGGAGGAGGCUGCUCUGUGGACACUCACUCCCAACUCAACUGGUUCAACUGCACUAUGAACACUUCAUCUCUGGUUCAGUCAGUCCAGUCCAUGAGUCUGUCUGUGACCCCAGCCCAGACGGCAGCCUGGCGGAGACAAAUCUUUGAACAACUCAGUGAGAGGACCAAGAGAGAGAUGGAUAAUUUCAGACAUUACGAACAAGCCAUAGAGCAGUCUGUGUGGGUGAAGAAGGGGACCAUGCAGUGGUGGAGAGACUGGAAGCCACACAAGUGGAUAGAUGUUCAUUUUGCCUUGGAGCAGUUCUCAGGACCAGAGGGCAACAAGGACGGCAUCCUUUUCAUCUACUACAACUUCUAUGAGGAGAAGAAGUACCUGCAUGCCUUCAUCAAUGAGGUCACAAUCCUGGUUCCUGUACUAAAUGACUCCAAACACACUUUUGCCAUCUACACUCCUGAGCGGACCAAACAGAGGUGGCCAAUCAGACUGGCUGCGGCCACUGAGCUGGAAAUGCAUGACUGGCUGGCAUUGUUGAGUGUGUCAUGCUGCGACUCCAGGGGGAUCCAGGGUCCUCCCUCUAAGCAGGCCAUCUGGUCCAUCACCUGUAAAGGAGACAUCUUUGUCAGUGAGCCCUCUCCUGCUCUGGAGGCCAUGCCUUACCCCACACCCUGCGACCAGAUGUUCUGGCGGCAGGUUGGAGGUCACCUGCGCACGGUGGAGUGUAACAGCGUUGGGAUAGUGUGGGGGAUCGGCUAUGACCACACUGCCUGGGUCUACACCGGGGGCUACGGAGGGGGCUUCUUCCAGGGACUGGCCAGCAGCACAGAUAACAUUUACACACAGACUGACGUCAAGAGUGUCUACAUCUACGAGAACCAGAGGUGGAACCCCGUCACAGGCUACACCAACAGAGGUCUACCUACAGACCGCUACAUGUGGAGCGAUGCAUCAGGACUACACGAGUGCACAAAAACAAAUACCAAACCUCCCUCACCUCAGUGGACAUGGGUGUCUGACUGGGCCAUCGACUACAGCGUCUCAGGAGGGACAGACAGAGAGGGCUGGCAAUAUGCAGCUGAUUUUCCAGCGUCGUAUCAUGGCUAUAAAACCAUGAAGGACUUUGUUCGUCGCAGGCGAUGGGCCAGGAAGUGUAAACUGAACACUACAGGACCCUGGCAAGAAAUCCCACCCAUCCCACUGAGUGACGUGACCAUCCUGCCGUGUGCCGCUCAGAGCAGCGUGGACGUGGUUCCUCUGUGGGCGAUCAGCAACAAGGGAGACGUACUCUGCCGACUGGGAGUCACCACACUGACACCUGCUGGAUCCUCAUGGCUCCAUGUGGGAACUGACCAGCCUUUCAAGUCCAUCUCCAUUGGUGCUGCCAGCCAGGUUUGGGCCAUUGCAAAAGACAGCUCUGCCUUUUAUAGAGGAUCUGUCUCUCCUCAGAGCCCUGCAGGAGACUGUUGGUACCACAUCCCCUCCCCAGCCAAGCAGAAGCUGAAGCAGGUGUCUGUUGGGAGGACAUCAGUCUACACUGUAGAUGAAAAUGGUAACUUAUGGUACAGGCAGGGUGUGACCCCCAGCUACCCUCAGGGCUCCUCCUGGGAACACAUCUCUAAUAAUGUACGCAAGGUCUCUGUAGGGCCUCUGGACCAGGUGUGGAUCAUAGCAGACAAGGUGCAGGGCAGCCACAGUCUGAGCUGUGGCACAGUGUGCCAUCGACUCGGAGUCCAACCCAUGGAGCCCAAAGGGCAGUCGUGGGACUACGGCAUUGGGGGUGGAUGGGAUCACAUCACGGUGAGAGGGAACUCCAUGGAGCCGCCCCGCAUCUGUCUUCCCUCUCUAACAGACCCGUCUGCCCCGGCCCCUCGGAGCCCCCUCCUGGCCAGGAGCGGGGAGGUCAACAGCAAUGCUGUGGGAUGCUAGAUGCACUCAUAGACACACACACACACACACACAAAUGGGCACACACUCUGUAUGUAGACAUCCUAAACCAUAUUACCUUUGUAAUAUUUUUUUGUUUAAGUAGCAGCAAUGAUAGUUCUCACAUCUCCUGAGGCAGUGUAGCAGAAAGUUUUCAUUUUUUGACAUUUAGAACAAUCUGAUAGCUUCAAUGCUGAACUGAAGACAACCUUUAGUCCUUUGACCAAAAUGUUGUUCCUUGCACUAACCAUUCAUCUCCUCUGUUCGGGCAUUUCUGUGACAUUUUUUGCUGUUGCUGCUCGUCUUUUGUCACUGACACUGAACUUAACAGUCUUAAUGCAUUUUGUUUCUUAUUUAUUCAUCAGGACGUGAUGCUUCUGUUGGUUCAUGUGGUCUCUGUGUAUAGAGUACCGCAUGUAAAGUCAAGCUGAGGGUGGAAGGGUGAUGUUUUUAAAAAGAUAUUUAUAUUUUAGUUUUUUGUUUAAUGUAGACAGAGAAACAUUUGUGUACUUACAUUUGCUUAGCUGCUGAACUGUCAGUUCCAGGGCUGAUAUUGUGUACAAAAUAGAAAUUAUUUUUCAUCUUAGCCUGCAGGCAGCAGGUUAAUAACACAUGGUAAAACAGAGUAAAGCCUGAUUACUCUGACUAAAAUGUAUAACUGCAUAAAGCAAGCAGGACAAUGUUUGAUCCAGGCUGCUUCUGUUGUCUGCUAAUCAGACAAACUGCUGUAUAACUUAAUACCACAGACCACUGAAAAAACCAGAUGCAGCUUCUGUGUGACGACCACAGGUUUCUGAAAGGACUUGGGUUUAUUGCGUGCCACAAUCCUGCCUGCCAGAAAAUCCAAAUUUGUGCAAAGUGGGGAAACGUGUGUGAAGCUGCGUUUGGAUGGGCAAGAAAAAAUCACAAUGGUUGAAUGUGAUAGCAUGAGACAUCUCUAAGAGCAGUUUUCUAGCCUUUCUUAAAGGUACAAUAAGGAGUCAAAUUUCCAGGUACAUAGGGAACAGUGUCGUUGGAGUAGCAUGUAGCAGCUGUAACAAGAUCUACAGUGGUUUAAUUUACCUGUGGUGGUUGCUGCUUGCCCGGUACAAACAGCUCUGAUGUUUUAUAAAGACUUUGAUGUUAUUUUAUGAUGUUACUGUCAUGGAGUAUGUGCAAUGAUUAUUGUUGUAAAUAAGGGAAAGAUGUGGAUCACUUGUAAAAGUUUUGUGGUUGAAAUUCUAAAACUGAACCUUCCUCUUUCUCAGGAGAAUGUUGCCACUUGCAUGUCGUCUACUUCCUUUGUAGUAGAAUGACUGAGCAGUGAGCAAAACAGUUGUCAAGAAACACUAUAUUUUUGUUAUAAAUCUGUAAGAUAAUGGUAUUAUACAGCACAUGCAGUGGUGCUGUCUAAAGGUGGAGUAGUAUUGUACAUUUAACAAAGAUCAAUUAAUUUAAAAUAGUUUUCCUUUAAGAAAUAUUCAAACCUAACACACUGAUGAGUUGCAGCUUUUCAGGCAUUAGUAUAUGUUGGCUGUGUAAAUUCACCCAUAUAGGAAGUAACUCUAAAUAUGAUGCAGCAUAUUUACAUGUUGAAAGUGUGCAGAGGUCUGUCUGCAUUACCUGUGAAUAACUAAUAUGAAACUGUGUUGCUGUGGUGUGCAACACGUCAGUGCCGUUGACAUUGUGGAGUACAAUUCUCAAGUGUCGUGCAUGGUCAAAAUAACAGUCCUCUUCAAUAAAUAAAUGUGUUUAUUGAUGAUAACUUCUCAAA